Molecule: messenger RNA, 4200 nt
Organism: Mytilus californianus (California mussel)
Lineage: Eukaryota; Metazoa; Mollusca; Bivalvia; Mytilida; Mytilidae
Product: receptor-type tyrosine-protein phosphatase alpha-like
Exons: 31
Coding region: 30-3821 (1263 amino acids)
Biological process (GO): protein dephosphorylation
Molecular function (GO): protein tyrosine phosphatase activity
Source: RefSeq, a predicted model, not a curated record
GGACAAUUUGUUGAAAAAAUUAUAAAACAAUGCUGAAAAUAAACAUAGAGGGAACUUACAUUGCCGACUUAACAUUAUGGUGGUUGUUUACAUCGUGGAUGGCACAAUUCAUUGCAGUUGCUGGUUGUCCUGUGGGAACUUUUGGAUAUUUAUGCUCCUACACAUGCCACUGUGCCUUUGAUACACCAUGUGAUGCUGAGACAGGAGCCUGUUUUGAUGAAUGCGCACCUAGAUUUACAGGAAAACCAUACUGCCAAUUGGAAAAUAUAGCAAAAGGAAAACCUACCUAUCAAGAAACGUCAAUCACAGACAAUUCGGCAUUAGCUGUAGAUGGAAAUAGGAACCAAACAGGGGCAGAUAAUUCUUGUUCCUGGUCUGUUAAUUUUAGAUAUCCAUUUAGAACUCUGUGGAGAGUUGAUUUACAAGAUGUUUACAGCGUAAACAAAGUAAAAGUCUUCUUCAGAAAUGACUCCAAUGUGAGUUCUUCAAGAAGAACAGGUGCCCGUGUUUACGUCACAACAACAGAGGAGUUUCACUUGGAACCAGUAUGUUAUACCAGUCAUAUGAAGGGCGACGUAUUUUUUAAUCCUCCAUCAAUAUUAGAACUAAAGAACUGUACACACAGGGGACAAUUUGUCACAGUUUAUAACCAACGUCCAGUCGUCGAUUCCUCAAAUUGUCCAAAGACGUCUUACUCGUGCUGGGCUAACCUGGAGUUAUGUGAAGUAGAAGUCUAUGUUUGUUCUUAUGGAACGUUUGGAGAAAACUGUGACAAAUUCUGUCAUUGUAAAGGAGGAACAUGUGAUCAAAGAACUGGUCUCUGUCCUGGUCGUUGCUUGUCUGGAUGGAUUGGCUCUGAAUGUGAUAUGGCAUGUACCAAUGGAACAUAUGGAGAAAAUUGUGACACAUUGUGUGGAAAAUGUAUAAAUGGGGAGGCAUGUGACGUCAUCACAGGGAAAUGUCUGAACGGAUGCGAAGCAGGUUGGAAAGGAGCCAAAUGUACAAAACCAUGUCCACAGUAUACGUAUGGCUUUAAUUGUUCAGGUGCUUGCUUUAACUGUGCUAAUUUAACAGAUUGUGACAAGAAAACAGGAAUUUGUCCACUUGGAUGUGCCAAAGGUUUCUUUGGCAGUCAAUGUAGUAAUAAGUGUCCAGCUGGCAGCUAUGGAAAAACAUGUCAAUUACAAUGUGGAAGAUGUGCUGGUGGGGAAACAUGUAAUUCACAUACUGGAGAAUGUCCUAGAUUUUGUGAGCCAGGUUAUGCUAUGCCACUAUGUCAAGGACCAUGUCCAGUUGGAUCAUUUGGAGAAAAUUGUUCUAUAGCAUGUGGUAAUUGCAGAAAUUAUGAUCCUUGUAAUCAUAUUACUGGGGAAUGCACAAGGGGAUGUGGUCCUGGUUGGAGUGGCCUACAUUGUGUUACACCGUGUAAGCACGGAUAUUGGGGUUAUGAUUGCGCAAAAGAAUGUAGAACAUGUAGUGAUGAACAUUGUGACCACGUGACUGGUAUCUGUAUACACGACUGUAAACCAGGGUACCAAGAUCCGAAAUGUGACAGGAAAUGUCCAUCUGGACUUUAUGGUAGUGGUUGUACACAAAUUUGUGGACAGUGUGCGGACCAUGCAUCAUGUGAUUCAAUAAUGGGACACUGUCCAACGGAAUGCAGUUCCGGCUGGAGAGGAACUCAUUGUAAUAUACCCUGUUCGGAAGGAUUCUAUGGCGAUGACUGUAAAGAUAGGUGUGGCCAUUGUCAUAAUAAAACAGCAUGUGACCCAGUCUCAGGAAAAUGUCAAAUUGGAUGCCAAGAUGGCUAUCAUGGACUGCAAUGUAGAGCUGUAAACAGUAGUGGAGUAGUGAUGUCCGGUGGCGUCAUUGGUUGUUUGGUUGGUGUUGUUGUAGUUAUAGCAUUAAUAGUUGUAACUUGUUCAUUAAGACACUACAUGACAAAAAGAUCAAGAAAAGCUGAUAAACAAAUGAAUGUCGUUUACAAUAAUGCAGGACACAUAAGUGCAGAAAACGAACCAGAAGUACAGCUAGAAAUUACAAAUGGUGAUAUGGACAAUGAUUAUUACAACGUUGGUAGGGAGGCCCGUGGCAUCCCUGUUUCUAGUAUGAAAGAAUAUUUACGUAGAAUUGAAAGUGAUUCUUCUAGAUACAAGAACGAAUUUGAGGAGUUACGUAAUGAUGUUCCUAUUUAUCCACACUUGGCAGGACAAAAAGCAGAAAACAAAGCUAAAAACCGUUUUCUAACAACGUUUCCAUAUGACCAUUCCAGAGUAGCUUUAAAACCAUUGCAAGGUGAAGCUGAAUCAGAUUACAUUAAUGCCAACUUUAUUGAUAGUGUUGAAUCAAGAAAAGUAUAUAUAGCAGCUCAAGGUCCCAAUCGUUUGACUGUUCGUGAUUUUUGGAGAAUGAUUUGGCAGGAGAAAGUUGGACUGGUGGUAAUGCUGGCAAAUGUUUAUGAAGAUGGAAAGGUUAAAUGCGAGAAAUACUGGCCUGAAACUAAGCCAUUGAGGUACUGUGAGGUCUUGAUAUCAUUGGAUGACUGCAAAGAAUUGAGCACGUAUACUGUACGACAUAUGACUGUCGGUAAUGUAAAGACGUCAGAGACACGGAAGGUCAUACAGUUUCAUUUCACUGGAUGGCCAGAUCACGGUGUACCAGAUACCAUGGAACUUGUGGAGUUCCAUAGAAAAGUCAUGUCUACAAACUCUCCUCAAAGGGGGCCACUACUUGUACAUUGCAGUGCUGGAGUCGGUAGAACAGGCACGUUUAUCGGCUUGGACGCUCUGUUUAAAUAUGGUACGAAAUCUACACAUGUGGACAUUCAUAACUUUGUUCGAAAAAUGAGAGAAUGUAGGAUGACCAUGGUUCAAAACGUCGAACAAUACAGACUUCUACAUGUGGCUUUGUUGGAAGCUUUCAAUUAUAGACACACGUCAAUUAAUCGAACAGAUUUCUCUAAAAAGUACGAAGAAAUCAAACAUGAUAACAAACAUCUUCUUAAGGAGGAGUUCAAGCAACUGACGGACAUUAAACCGAGUCAUUCUAAUUCCGAAUGCAGCACUUCUCUCUGUCAAGACAAUAUUCAGAAAAACAGAGCCUUAGAUGUUUUACCAGUUGACAGGUAUCGACCAUUUCUGAGCACUCAUAUACAUGGCACAAAUGAUUAUAUAAAUGGUAUUAUUUUACCUUCCUAUUCGAGAGGUGGAAAUUAUAUAGUUACACAGACACCGCUUGUUAACACUGUUGUAGAUUUUUGGAGAUUAUUAUUUGACCAUGAAUGUAAAACUAUUGUAUCAUUAAACCUCUUAGAUGAAGAACAGGAAGAAACUGGCGUAUGGUGGCCAUCUGAGGGAGAAUCUGUUUCAUAUGGACCUUUGAAGAUAAAAACUGAAUCUGUUUCCGAUAUACAUGACAGUUUUACUCAAAGAACAUUUUCAAUGUUAAAAAGAAAUUAUGGUGACCCAAGAACUGUGCGGUCAUUCCAUUUUACGAAGUGGCCUGUUAAAUCGAAACUACCGAUAUCUAAACACUCACUGCUAUCCCUUCUAGAUACAGUUGAGAGGUGGAAAAAUGAAAUUGGCUCGGACACAGUCGUGGUUCAGUGCAUGAAUGGCGCGAAUUGCAGUGGAUUGUAUUGUGGCAUUAGUCUUAUUCUUGACAAUCUUCGCUUAAAACAAGAAGUUGAUGUUUAUCAUGCAGUUCAGAAGAUACAAUCAAGACGCGAACAGUUCAUAAAUUCAUCUGAACAGUACGAAUAUUUGUACGAGAUUGUUUCGGAAUACAUAAAUUCCAGAGACAUUUAUGGAAACUUGGAAUGAAAUCCGGUGACAUUUCACAAACUGAAAUCCAGAGCCCGAAAGAACAACAGCAUUGUAACCAGUAACCUGUAAUCAUCAAUCAAACAUAUUUUUGUUGAAGUGCUUUUUGGCAAAUCACGUUGGUACUUUUUAGAAGGACACAUGAUUAUUGUAUUUAUAAAGUGCAGUUAUUUGUUUCUUUAAAGUAAAAGCCUUGUAUUUUACUACGAGUUUUUUAUUGUUAUAUGUAUAGAUACUGUGAUUAAAGAUAUGUUGUAUUUGUGACCCAAAGGAACAAUAGGGUCGACUAUAAAUAAACUGAUGAUCUCUUUAAAACAAUUGGUAGACAUCAAUCAUUCUGUUGACAUACCUGUUAUUAAAAUUAAAUUAUUUUUUUCAA